Molecule: messenger RNA, 1157 nt
Organism: Thamnophis elegans (Western terrestrial garter snake)
Lineage: Eukaryota; Metazoa; Chordata; Lepidosauria; Squamata; Natricidae
Gene: TFPI2
Product: tissue factor pathway inhibitor 2
Exons: 5
Coding region: 73-759 (228 amino acids)
Biological process (GO): negative regulation of peptidase activity
Cellular component (GO): extracellular region
Molecular function (GO): serine-type endopeptidase inhibitor activity
Source: RefSeq, a predicted model, not a curated record
CCGAAGAGAGCCAGCAUUGUUUGGGGCUCGCUCGCGGGUGUCUGGGUUGCUUUUGGUUGCGAAGUGCGAACCAUGGCUAGCCCUUGCGUCCUUUUGAUGUGCUCGCUGCUGCUGCUGCUACUCCUAGAGAGGGCGUGUGCCCAGGAAACCCCACUGACAGGGAUUGCGGAUAUCUGCUUGCAGCCACCCCUUGUAGGACCCUGUCGGGCCAUACAUUUCAGGUGGUAUUAUGAUAGAUACUCACAAACCUGCAAGGAGUUUACAUAUGGGGGCUGCCAAGGGAACGACAACAAUUUCUUAGAUUUUACAGAGUGUUCAGAAAAAUGCAAAUGGAUCAAAAAAGUGCCAAAAAUAUGCAGGCUGGAAAGUGAGCCAGGAAUAUGCCGAGGUUACAUUGCAAGAUAUUUCUUUAACCUCAGAACGAUGAGAUGUGAAAAGUUUUAUUACGGAGGAUGUUUUGGAAACGAAAACCGAUUUGACAGCCCAGCCACCUGCAUGGACUUCUGUUUGCCAAGAAGAACUGCUCCUUCAUUUUGUUACAGUCCAAAAGAAGAAGGAUCAUGUUCAGCUUCAGUCUCUCGCUUUUAUUACAAUACUAGGACAAAAACAUGUGAGAGGUUCACCUACACUGGCUGUGGUGGCAAUAAUAACAACUUUGUCACAGAAAAAUCCUGUCUCAGGACGUGCAGGAGAAGAACAAGGAAGCAAAUUUCGUUGACCAAAGAACUGGAUGAAUACAAAAAUCUCUCCAAAAAAUGAAUGCUGCACAGUUUCCUAAAUAUGAGAAUCUGAACUAUUUGAAUUUACUGGAAGCUAUAAUUUAUUACCUUAUUAUAUACAGAAAAUAUUAUGAACAUUUCUGAAAUAUAGGAAAUUACUAUUGUGUAAUUUUAAUUCAUUAUAAUACCAUUGAAGGCACAAUUAUAUAAUUGUAGACUCUUCUUUCCUUUUUUUGUAAUCCUUCCGCAGUUGCUGUUGAUUAACCAUCUGGAUUCUAGUAGCCUCGCAUGAUUGCUGUUCUGUUUGGAGAGGGUAAAAGAAUAUAUUUCUAGUCUUGAAGGCAGCUGUUCUAUCAUGAGGCCUGGGCAGUUAAUUUAACUGCUGAUCAGGUCUGGUGGGGUGAGAUGUCAAGACAGUAAUCCCACUGGCCUAAUUUG